AUGGCCAAUACUUUGUUGUUUCAUUACAUUUUUUUCGCAUUCUUUUCAUCUUUUGGCUACAUUUUAAUUAGUGCACCUCGCAGUUGUUCUUCUCGGUUUUUUAAUUCUUUUUUCAUCUAUUCUUUCCUUUCUCGCUUCCUUUCGCAUAAUGGUCUUUCUUUCCCUUCUGCAUUCUUUCUUUCAACCACUUCACACCACAAUAGUUUAUCUUCCUUUUAUUUUCAUAUCUUCUUUCUUUCUCUUUUUUCUUUUCAAUGUGUAUAUUAUUUUCUUCGUUUUCUGUUUCAAUUUUGUUAUAUAAUUCUUUCUUUCUUUCUUUCUUUCCCACCAAACAUUAUUACUUUUCUUUUUUUUCUACAAAUCAAAGUAUUAUGUUUUCUUCUUCUUCUUCUUCUUCUUCUUCUUCUUCUUCUUCUUCUUCUUCUUUAUUUUUUAUUUAUUUAUUUUCCUCCAAUGCAAAGCCUCCUAGCUGUUGUUGCUCUUCUUAUGAUUAAUAUAUUUCUUUAUUUUCAAACACGUGUCUCCUAUUCUUCUUCUCUUUCUACCAUAUUUUACUGUCCCUCAUUUUAUCACUUUUCUUUCUUCCUCAUUUUAUCCCUAUUUCUUCGAGUACAUGCUUCAACUCUUUUCUGUCUCUUCUUCCCUUCUCCAACAAGAAAAAUAAUUAAAAUUUCCCUUUUAGUCUCCGAAUCGUGUUUAGGCAGCAUUCUUAAAUGUAUAAAUAUUCAAAGGUUUUCAUAG
This is a messenger RNA of Acanthosepion pharaonis, 741 nucleotides long. The record is from the annotation of a GenBank genome assembly. Lineage: Eukaryota; Metazoa; Mollusca; Cephalopoda; Sepiida; Sepiidae.